AAACUUUAUAUAUAUAUAUAUAUAUAUCUCAAUAGGCCACAUUGUGUUUGGGGUUGAGAGUCGUGAUCCUCCAUCAACACAUGGCAGUCAGAAUUUAUCGAGCGGCGGCCAAUCAGAACGCUCCUUUUAGGGCGAGCCUCCGCCGCGCUCAGCCAAUCAGAGACGCGGAUCGGGACUCGUGCCUCCGGAGGUUUGUGCAGCAAUGCAGGUCACGUGAUGCUGGGAACAGGAAUGCCAACAUGGACCCGUGGCAAGGACGGGAUGUGAGAGAGCUCCGACAAUAACACGACGGAGGAAGAAAACAACCAGGAGAAAACAGCAUCCACGGUGCUGCGACUCUGCACGGAGCCUCCAGCGAGCUGCUCACGGUUUUUGUGAUCUCACUUCUGGAUAGUGUUUCCUCCACAUCCUCUCCUCUGGAUCAAUGGUGUCUCUCAGCAGCAGACCGCUGAGUUUGGACAAUGACGUGUUCAGGGACAGCAGCAGCAGCAGCCUGUUCUCCCUCGUCCUGGCAGACGCAGCCAGCAGCGAGGGCGGCAGCUCGGCGUCCUGCGACAGCCCCGACGCCGGGGAGCUGGGCGCCGUGCUCAGCUCCAGCCCCGGAGAGGAGGAAGAUGAGGAGGAGGAGGACGAAGAUGAAGACGAGGGGGCCAGUCUGCAUAUCUUUCUUGGACCGGCGGGAGAAGAGGAGCCUGCGAGUCAGGAGCCCAAACUGCCAGACUUCCCAUUCCAUCCCUCCUCCCCGUUCACCCCGACCCUGGAGGACAUCGAGGAGUUCUUGAGGGAGAAGAUGGAGCUGGUCAAAGACGGGCUGCUGACCCCUAAAGAAGAGGAAGAAUCCCCUCGACCCUGCAGUCACUCUCCAUCCUCCACUGCACCCCCGGCUGCUUCCUCAGAGACUUGCAGUGACCCCGGGUCUAGUGCAAAUCAUUGCACUUCAAGCCCAAACACUCCUCAGAACAAGCAAAACAGCCCAGCUGACCUUUCCCCUUCUGCCCAAGUGAACCCCUCACCCUCCACCGUAACCCCGCCAGUGCUCCUGGGCGCUCCGCUGGUCCUCCAGCUCCAGCCCCUCCCUCUGGCCCAGCCUCCCACCCCAACAGGCUCUCCUCCCGGGGCCCAAAGUGGCAUCUGGCUCACUCAUCUGGUCAUGGGGCUCCAGGGUGCUGCCACCGGACAAAAUCUCACCCUGCUGGCCCCGCAGGUGCCUUCCGCCACCACCACCUCCACCACCACCACCACCACCACCACCUUGUUAUCACUGCACAGCGGAGAUCCCAAGUCAGGUGACCAGAAGUACGUGAAGAUCGCCCCUCUGCCCAUCACUAUGAGGACUCUAGAGAUCACGGGCUUGACGGGGCUUGGGGGCCAGGGCGGUGGUCUGUUGAAGGCCGUGGCCCCCCGGGUGACCAGGCUGCUGCCGACAGAGAGGGUCCAUAAGUGCUCCCACCCCGGCUGUGGGAAGAUGUACACCAAAAGCAGCCACCUGAAAGCUCACUUCCGCCGGCAUACGGGAGAGAAACCCUACACAUGUAGCUGGCCUGAGUGUGGAUGGAGGUUCUCCCGAUCCGACGAACUGUCCCGUCACCGCCGCUCCCACUCCGGCAUCAAGCCGUACGAGUGCUCACUGUGCGAGAAGAAGUUUGCCCGCAGUGAUCACUUAUCCAAACACACGAAGGUCCACCGCAGCUCCAGGCCUAGCAGGAUUAUCAGAGCCACCGUGUGACACCUUCAGCUGGCCUAAAACCCUGGCCUGCACCCACCCAGCCUGACCGCGGAGGGGGGGGGUCCGGGUCUCCCUCAGGACUUUUGGUGCUUCACAAGCAGAACUUUCAGAAGAAUCGUGAGAGCUGGCUGCUGUUCCCCCCCCCCUCACAUUUUCCUUCCUUUCUCUCCUCCCUGCUGUUUAUCUUUCACUCUUCCUUCUGAGCAGCUCGUCGUAUACUGAGAGCAGCCACCUCAGGAAAAGCUCAGCUGAAAGUGGAUUUCCUGGCCUUCACACACACACACACACACACACAAGACAAAACAGUCUUACAGAGGCCCCUCUUGCAGCCACUGCUUGCACUGCUGUCACCCGGUGCUGUUGGAAGUAUGGUGGCAACCAGCAGUAGGAGUGUCUGUAAUUCUUUUAUCCCCAUUUCUACUUUUGUGAUUCUUCCUCAAAGCCAAACUUCAGGGUCCACGUGGAUGAAGCUUCCCAAUGUUUUUUUGUUUUUGUAUGCUGUUCAAGUGAAAAUCACAUUUGUUCUAAUCAUAAUGGACAUGUGCACGUGGCAGAGCGUGACCGCCCAUCGCUGCAGGGUGAAAUUAUGAUUCAAGCAGCAGAAUUUUCAGAGUUACAGUUCGCUCUGAAUGAACACUAUGACUGCUAUGAGAAAUGUUUUUUGUCAGUCUAAAAUUGUGGCUUUUCUCACAAUUUGGCCAAACCUGAGAAAAAAAAAAAAGUUUUAUGCAUCCAGUCCUGGCCUUUUGUCGUAUUCGUCCAAUCCUAAUAGAGAGGUGAAGUCCCGCCCCUUUUGGUGGACCACCAUGGGGCCUUAUUUCAGAAACAAAAUGAACGGUAGUCAACUGCGAGAGAUAAUUUUUUUUUUGUAUCCUGUUUGAAUUGCGCCAAGAAACAUACAUGUGAUGUUUCUAGAAAGUCUCAGUUUGUUGUGAAACUGUUGAAGUAUCAGACUGUGAAAAUACGUAAUUAGAAUGACAACACGUCCAAAACUCGCGUUAAGUGACGUCUCUCUCUCUCUCUGAAGCCACGAUGUCUGUGUGUUUCCUACUGGGAUGAACUCACAGGAACAACGGGUCUGAUCCUUCUUUCUCUUCCUGACUGAUAAAAAGACCAGAGGCCUGUACUAUAAAUCAGGAUUUGGGGUUAGCGAGGUAACGUCAGGGUUAACCCUUCGGGGUUUUAAGUCCUACGAAGGGGUAGAUCGCCAUGGUAACUUAUGCUGAACACCUAACCUGCUCUGGGGCAGGUUAGGUGUUCAGGUUAUGUACAGUAUAUAAAAGCACCGCCUA
Sebastes umbrosus (honeycomb rockfish) is the source of this 3018-nucleotide messenger RNA. Its product is annotated as Krueppel-like factor 15. The transcript has 3 exons. Gene Ontology annotation, molecular function: DNA-binding transcription factor activity, RNA polymerase II-specific; RNA polymerase II cis-regulatory region sequence-specific DNA binding. The coding region runs from base 425 to 1726 and encodes 433 amino acids. Gene Ontology annotation, biological process: regulation of transcription by RNA polymerase II. The record is from RefSeq and is a predicted model, not a curated record. Lineage: Eukaryota; Metazoa; Chordata; Actinopteri; Perciformes; Sebastidae.